This is a messenger RNA of Manihot esculenta (cassava), 1957 nucleotides long. Its product is annotated as probable tetraacyldisaccharide 4'-kinase, mitochondrial. The coding region runs from base 478 to 1668 and encodes 396 amino acids. Gene Ontology annotation, molecular function: lipid-A 4'-kinase activity; ATP binding. The transcript has 9 exons. NCBI's taxonomy places the organism in Eukaryota, Viridiplantae, Streptophyta, Magnoliopsida, Malpighiales, Euphorbiaceae. The record is from RefSeq and is a predicted model, not a curated record. Gene Ontology annotation, biological process: lipid A biosynthetic process.
UUCUAAAAAAUAUUAUAAAAAAUAAAAAUAAAACUAACCGUAAUCAAAUUUCCAAAAGAGCGGCGUAAAAGAAAUUUGUUCGCCUAGAAUAUGAACUUUCUAAGUCAGAGAAAAAAAAAGCAGCUCUCUGUUAACAGCUGUACUUUCAUUUGUUGACCUAUUGAUCAAGAAUCCCGGUGCUCAACUCAUUUUGAGAAAUCAGUCGUCUAGAUCUAAUGUAAAUGGAUUAAUGGACUCACAGAACACUGCCCUUGAACUUGAGGAAUUUGUGGAUGCAGUUGCCUAAGGGUUUCUGCUGUUUUUGAGCCCUUUUAGCAGAUAUUCUCAUCGCUUCGACCAGAUCAUUAACAUUUUCCUGCCCAUGGCCAAACAACGUUGCGUUGGUGUUCAGUCAGGCCAUUUGAUUGGGAACACCAUAAGAAGAUCUAGUACUAUUCAUGUAACUAGUUCAUUUCUUUGAUUCUUUCCACCCCGACCAUGGAGAAGCUGAGGAAAGUGGUGAACGAGAUAGCCUACACGCAAGACCACGCCAAGCUCUCUUCCCUGAACCGCUCGUUACUUCCUCUACUCACAGUCGCUUCCUUUCUCUACAGAGUCACACUCUCUCUCCGCCGGUAUCUCUAUCAUUUUGGCCUCUUCUCUAAGCAACGGUUGCCUGUGCCAGUGAUAAGUGUUGGCAAUUUAACGUGGGGAGGCAAUGGGAAGACGCCAAUGGUCGAGUUUAUUGCUCAAUGGCUAGCCGAUUCUGGAAUUUCACCUCUUAUUCUUACCAGGGGUUAUGCUGGAGGAGAUGAAGCUAGGAUGCUUACAAGGCAUCUUCUCGGGACAUCAUCAAAGAUUGGUAUUGGAGCUAAUCGAGCUGCCACUGCUACUUGUUUUCUCAAACAAUAUGGAUACUUAGAUCCUAAAAGUUUUUUAUUUGAGGGAAUGUGGGUAGAUCAGACAGUUAGAAGUCCACUUAACUUUGGGAAAAUUGGUGCCGUUGUUCUAGAUGAUGGAAUGCAGCACUGGAGCUUGGACCGGGACCUUGAGAUUGUAAUGGUUAAUGGGCUAUCACCAUGGGGAAACCAUCAAUUAAUUCCACUUGGACCUUUGAGGGAACCUAUGGCAGCCCUUAGAAGAGCAGAUGUUGCUGUAGUUCAUCAUGCGAACUUGGUUUCAAAACAAAGCCUCAAAGAUAUUGAGCUAAUGAUGAAAGAAGUUAAAGAAUCUCUUCCUGUUUUUUUCGCUAGAAUGUCUCCAUCACACUUCUUUGAAGUAGGAAAUAUCAACUUCAGAAUACCACUGGAUGUCAUACAGGAUGCCAUUGUGCUAUGUGUUUCAGCAAUUGGUUCAGCAAAUGCUUUUGUGCAAGGAAUUGAGAAGAUGGGAGCAUUUUAUGUUGAUCGAAUUGAUUUCACUGACCACCACUCGUUUCAAACCCAGGAUAUUGAGAUGAUCAUGAUCAAACUCAGAGACCUUGAGGGCAAGUUUGGUUUCAAGCCGGUAGUUAUUGUAACAGAGAAGGAUUAUGACAGAGAUCCAGAGAUUCUUAGUCAUUUGAGUCCUUUCAAAGUUAUGGCACUUUGCUCAGAAUUACAAAUCAUUCCACAUAGACAACAGUCAAAGGAUGUUUUCACAGAGUUGUUGAAGGAGCUGCUGGAGAUGAAAUGGUCAGGUCCAAAGUGAAACUAGCUUUGAUUUACUAACUACAUAUGGUGCAAGUUUUUGACAUAUGCACCUGAAAACAACUGCCGCUCCACCAGCUAGAGCUUUGCCAAAUUUCCUGCCUUUUACAGGCAAAGAAGUGCAUCGAGAUAUUCAUUUAUGCAAUUGUUAAGGCCAUGACUUCAUUUGAUAGUGUUGCAACCUGAUGCUUUUGCUUCAAAUCAAAAGUGAAACCUUGUCAACACUCUUAUAAUAAGCUACAAAAGGAAUAAAUAAAGAUAAUCUAGACAGCUUGUUCCUCCUUUUAAAA